Messenger RNA from Ilyonectria robusta, 588 nucleotides. RefSeq names its product cell division control protein 42. Gene Ontology annotation, molecular function: GTP binding; GTPase activity. The transcript has 4 exons. Lineage: Eukaryota; Fungi; Ascomycota; Sordariomycetes; Hypocreales; Nectriaceae. The record is from RefSeq and is a predicted model, not a curated record. Bases 1 to 588 code for a protein of 195 amino acids. Gene Ontology annotation, biological process: small GTPase-mediated signal transduction.
AUGGCGGUGGUCGCAACUAUCAAGUGCGUCGUCGUCGGCGAUGGUGCUGUCGGAAAGACUUGUCUUCUCAUCAGCUACACAACCAACAAGUUUCCCUCCGAAUAUGUCCCGACCGUCUUUGAUAACUACGCCGUCACCGUAAUGAUUGGUGAUGAGCCCUACACACUCGGCCUGUUUGAUACCGCUGGUCAAGAAGAUUACGACCGACUGCGACCUCUUUCAUACCCCCAGACCGACGUUUUCCUCGUUUGUUUUAGCGUCACAUCGCCCGCCUCGUUCGAAAACGUCCGCGAGAAGUGGUUCCCCGAGGUUCACCACCACUGCCCCGGCGUUCCCUGCCUCAUCGUCGGCACCCAAGUGGAUUUGCGGGACGACCCCAGUGUCCGAGAGAAACUCUCGAAACAAAAGAUGGCCCCUGUGAGGAGGGAGGAUGGCGAGCGAAUGGCCAAGGACCUGGGUGCCGUCAAGUACGUCGAGUGCAGUGCGCUCACGCAGUUCAAGUUGAAGGAUGUGUUUGACGAGGCCAUCGUUGCUGCUUUGGAGCCCCCCGCCCCGAAGAAGAAGUCGCAUAAGUGCCUUGUCCUAUGA